Phytophthora infestans T30-4 is the source of this 2556-nucleotide messenger RNA. RefSeq lists its product as uncharacterized. Gene Ontology annotation, molecular function: GTP binding; GTPase activity. NCBI's taxonomy places the organism in Eukaryota, Oomycota, Peronosporomycetes, Peronosporales, Peronosporaceae. Bases 1 to 2424 code for a protein of 807 amino acids. The transcript is spliced from 3 exons. The record is from RefSeq and is a predicted model, not a curated record.
AUGGCAGGUCACUGGCGCGCACUGCCGCUAGUUUUCUCUGCACCCAGUGGCGCUGGUGCUGCGCUGCGGGUCUCAGCAGAUGCGCGAGACGCUCUGCUUUUGAUGAAUGCCCAGAAUGUGCGCGUUCUCGGCUUAUUCGGCCCCCCAGCGAGCGGCAAACGUCUGCUGCUCCACACACUGCUACAGCCUCAAGUAGAAGACUUUUCUGCUGCGUUUGAGGGCGAAAGUAACGUGUUGCUAUGGCUGUGGCUGUAUCAAGACGGAAGUGCGGAGACUAGAGACAAAGCUCACAUCGUUCUGGCUGCUGGAGCGGCACUAGAAACCGAGAACGGACAACUUGCUGAGGACCAAAAGCUGGCGCUACUCUUGCUGCUCUCGUCGGCACUAAUGUACAACACAGACGGAGAGAUUAGUGCUGAGGCUGUGGAUAGCCUGAAAUGGGUCGAGAAGGUGGCGCAGGUGCUGAGAAUCAAGGCCAUGCAGGACGAAGAAGCUGUGGCUAGUGAGUUCCAUGAACAUGCGCCCAAAUUCAUCUGGCUAGCCAGAAAUUUUAAGAUAAAGUGGCUCAAGGAUGCAGAGGGACACAAAUUGACACCUUCGCAGUAUCUCGAACAGUGUUUAUCCCCUGAAGGAGGCUACGGAGACGCUGCUACCAGGAGGAAUAUGCUGCGUAUGUAUGUGGAGUCGUACUUUCCAGUGAGAGAUUGCGCGACGCUGAGUCGUGCAGUGGAGGCCAAUGGAACGGAGGCUGUGCUGCCUGAGACGCCACGCAGCGAACUGCGCACGCAGUUUGUCGAGGCAGUGGACGAGUUGUACGCGGACUAUUUAUCGGAAAAGGCUCAGAAGCUACCGUCGAAGCAGUUGAUGGGCCAUGAGCUGCGCUCGGAACAAUUUGUAGCGGUGCUGGACGCCUACGUGGAUGCACUGAAUGCCGGACAGUUUCCAACGAUGCAGAAGGCGUCAAACGCACUAGGAAAUGACGGCGAAAGGGCCAUAAGCGAGCGAGCUCUGUAUGUUGCGCAUUUCCGUGGAGUUCAGACAGCCAUGGCACAUCUUCGUGAAGUGCGAUCAAAGCUUCCGGAGAGGCUGCAAAGAACUUUGUUCAAGGAUAAUGUAGCGAGUUGGGAAGCACAGGUGAAGCGUGACUUUCUGGAGACCCUAGAGAACAACACCAAGCUGUCAGCAGGUAUCUGCACCAAGAUCCUCGAGCGUGUCAUUCCACAGAACCUCGAGUCUAUGGCAACCGAACUGGCUGAAAGAUCACGAGAGGAGUUCUCUGAUGGUUUGGUGCGUCUGGUGACGCAGUACAAGUCGGACCUUCGGAGUGCUCUCGACGAGUACGCGCAGCAAAGCAGCGGACCGGCAGUGGGUUUUUGUCUCGAGCAGGCCCUGUUGCAGUCUGUAGGUGGAUCCAUUCAGAAGUGGAGCGCGAUGGUGCUUGAACAGUACAAGACACACAUGCGGAGCUGGAAGGACGAGAAGGAGACACUGGCUCGUGAGUACGAGCUUUCCAAGGUGCAGGAUGCAGAAACGACCGCGUCUGCGAACGACCAGAAGCAUUUGUAUGAAUCGAAACUGGCACAGGCUACUGAGCAACUCUCUGAACUGCGUCGAACGCUCCACAGCGAGCUUAACCAAACGAAGAGUGAGCUGGAACGACGCAAGACUGAGCUUGCGACCAUGAAUCUGAAGCACGAAGUACAUGUGCAGAACGCCGAGAGCGACCUUGCGUGGGCUCGCAGUCGGACAGAGGAGCUGGAGAAGUCCAUCGUUGCAGACCGUCAACGCAAAGAAGAGAUUUCAGCUGCCGCCUCGCAAGUUCUGGAACGACAGCGCAGUUUUCACAAGGAAGAGCGAUUGCUGCUGGUUGAGCAGAAAGAGUUGAUGGCUCAGAUUGUUCAAUUGGAGCGCGAGCUCGUGCACAAGAAGACGAAACACGUCCAGAAGGUCUUUGGUCUGCAGAACGAACACGCCAAGAAGGUGGAUCGUAUGCGGACGGAGCAGGCCAACUUCGAGCGCCAGUUGAAAUCUCAGGCGAGAAAAGACAAGAACUCGCUCAAACUGGCGCAUGAAAAGGAGAAGAAAUCUAAACUCGCGGAGUGCGCAGCGUUGGACAAAGAGACGGCAGAUAUUCAGGGGAAGUUGGCCGUGUUUGAGGCUGAAGACGAGGCGGCCAGGUCUUCCGCCGCUGCUAAUCGAGAUUUUUUCAAGUCGAUGCCAAUGAUUUCGCUUCCGCUGAUGCAAGCUCCUGCCCCCGCUGCAGGUGAACACCAACCAGCAGGGCGAUCCAUGAAAGCUUUGACGUCGAAAGACUACACGACUCCCAUCCGAUUUGGCUCGUUAGAUGACACGUCCACAAGCUCUGCGAGUCCAACCACCAGGAGUGAAGCUCCACAGAGCAACGAUAUGUGUAAGCAAUCCUGAAGAACCAACGCAAAUUAUUUUUUACCGACUGACCCAGUCUAAGCACCGCGUAGCUCUUGAUUUUCGGUCCUAGUAAUGAUGAUAUCAGUUAACAUUGUGGAGGUGCCGCUGAUUCAGAAAUAGCGGAUGAAC